GCAUUAGAACAGCGCCAAGAACAGAGCCAAAAAAAAAAACGAAUUUCCGCGGACGUGGAAGCAAACUUUUGUUUUGCUAUGCUAAUUAGUAUUUUAGUAGUUGAUGGGUUUAUUCAACCGCGAUCGGAUAGAGCUUUGAGUGGAAUGCAGUCGUAGAGAGGUGAGAACAAACUCCUGAUAAGAACUCACCUGCCGAUGACGUUUCACCUGAUUAAAGACCACGUUGCAGUGCCAGAUAAAGAGACAAACCAGCAAACAUCGGCAGCACCUGAGCUAACAAACCAAUAUCACCAGUACCUCGAGAUACACUCCACCGACUUUAAUGGUUCACGUAGAUGCGUAGAUGCAAAGAUGCGGCGACCCAAUCUCAAGUGGAUAGUGAAGGCCUCGCUGCUCUUGUUGAUCUCCCUGACUCUCUUCAUACUGAUAACCAGCUGGAUCUCAUCUACUCCGUACACCAACAAGCCAGUCCAUCAUGGUGUGGAGCCCGUGCCCGAAAAGGCUGGCCUUUCCGGCGAUGUCCAGGUGAAGGUGCCAGCUAUUAGGCAACCAGAAGCUCAGAAACCACAGGAACCCGACUUCGAAGAGAAUCCUGAGCUGCAGAAGAUCGAUGAGCCCGAACCGGUGGAUGAAGAAGUCGAUAAUCCGCAUCCGGCGGACGACGAACCGCGACAGCAGCCCCCGCAGGAGCUUCAAAUGGCUGCCCCGGCGGACGAUUCGGUGAAGAAGGACUGGCAUGACUAUACGUUCAUGGAAAAGGAUGCUAAGCGCGUGGGCCUCGGGGAGGGCGGAAAGGCCUCCUCGCUCGACGAUGAGUCCCAGAGAGACUUGGAGAAGCGAAUGUCCCUGGAAAAUGGAUUUAAUGCCCUGCUCUCGGAUUCCAUAUCGGUUAACCGCUCGUUGCCCGACAUCCGCCACCCUCUAUGUCGCAAGAAGGAGUACGUAACGAAGUUGCCCACAGUCAGUGUGAUCAUCAUCUUUUACAACGAAUACCUGAGCGUGCUGAUGCGCUCAGUUCACAGUCUGAUUAAUCGCUCGCCGCCCGAGCUGAUGAAGGAGAUAAUCCUGGUGGACGAUCACAGUGACCGCGAAUAUCUGGGAAAGGAACUGGAGACCUAUAUAGCGGAACACUUCAAGUGGGUGCGCGUGGUGAGGCUGCCAAGGCGCACGGGACUGAUUGGAGCCCGAGCGGCGGGCGCAAGGAAUGCCACUGCCGAAGUGCUUAUCUUCCUCGAUUCCCACGUGGAGGCCAACUACAACUGGCUGCCACCUUUGCUGGAGCCGAUUGCCCUGAACAAACGGACGGCGGUUUGCCCCUUUAUCGAUGUGAUUGACCACUCCAACUUCCACUACCGGGCGCAGGAUGAGGGAGCCCGAGGAGCCUUCGACUGGGAGUUCUUCUACAAGCGGCUGCCUUUGCUGCCAGAGGAUCUAAAGCAUCCGGCCGAUCCGUUCAAGAGUCCCAUCAUGGCUGGCGGUCUGUUUGCCAUUUCCAGGGAGUUCUUCUGGGAACUGGGCGGCUACGACGAGGGCCUGGACAUCUGGGGUGGAGAACAGUAUGAGCUCAGCUUUAAGAUCUGGAUGUGUGGUGGCGAAAUGUACGAUGCGCCCUGCUCCCGCAUUGGGCAUAUCUAUCGCGGACCUCGCAACCAUCAGCCGAGUCCCAGGAAGGGCGAUUACCUGCACAAGAACUACAAGCGAGUGGCGGAGGUGUGGAUGGACGAGUACAAGAACUACUUGUACAGCCACGGAGACGGUCUGUACGAGAGCGUGGAUCCUGGCGAUUUGACGGAGCAAAAGGCCAUCCGCUCCAAGCUGAAGUGCAAGUCCUUCAAGUGGUUCAUGGAGGAGGUGGCCUUCGAUCUGAUGAAGACCUAUCCGCCAGUCGAUCCGCCGGCCUACGCCAUGGGCGCCCUGCAGAAUGUGGGCAAUCAGAACCUGUGCCUGGACACGUUGGGCAGAAAGAAGCACAACAAGAUGGGCAUGUACGCGUGUGCCGACAACAUAAAGAUUCCGCAGCGAUCGCAGUUCUGGGAGCUCAGCUGGAAGCGAGACGUGCGCCUACGGCGAAAGAAGGAGUGCCUGGACGUCCAGAUCUGGGAUGCCAAUGCGCCCGUUUGGCUGUGGGACUGCCACAGCCAGGGUGGCAACCAGUACUGGUACUACGACUACCACCACAAUCUGCUCAAGCACGGCACGGAGGGCAGAAGGUGUCUGGAGCUGCUGCCAUUCUCCCAGGAGGUGGUGGUCAACAAGUGCGACUCCGACAAUCGGUUCCAGCAGUGGAACUUCGGCUCGUUCAACAAAACGGCGCUGGACAACUACUCGCAGGACCUCGUCCUCAAUCUGUAACCGCUGCACUGCAAUAGUAUCACUUGCCAUGUACUUAGAACACUUUGAUGUAAAUAACUAGGCUAGAUAGGUUGUACGGCCGCGUGGCCACUUAACAAUUUACCCCGACUCAAGCGCACAUAUUCAUGGUUGCAAUAGAGAGUAUCUUUACCUUAAGUAUAGUGCAUCUCCAACCAAUUCCAAAUGCCACAAACAUGAUUUGUAGCCUUACGUAUGCUUCGGAGUUUUGUUUGGUUUUAAACAGGAUUCCGAAUGUGCUAGCAUUAGCCUCUAAAUUGUCAUAAGUUUGACUUUGUACACCACAAAAAGUGUUUUCCAUUAAAGAAUAUUUUUGAAGUAAUAAUCACAAGUGCUGGGAUGGUUAUACCCCCCGUUGUUGCAAAUGAAAAAUGCAGUCUGGCGAUCUUAACUUUGUUUUCGUUUUAUUUAAUAUUAAUAUCUGUUUGCUUUCCAUGCGCGUACUUUAAAUAAAUAUAAUUUACGUUUUUCAUCCA
This is a messenger RNA of Drosophila sechellia, 2846 nucleotides long. It is a transcript of the gene Pgant6, whose product is annotated as Polypeptide N-Acetylgalactosaminyltransferase 6. The transcript has 4 exons. Gene Ontology annotation, cellular component: Golgi apparatus. NCBI's taxonomy places the organism in Eukaryota, Metazoa, Arthropoda, Insecta, Diptera, Drosophilidae. The coding region runs from base 196 to 2352 and encodes 718 amino acids. The record is from RefSeq and is a predicted model, not a curated record. Gene Ontology annotation, molecular function: polypeptide N-acetylgalactosaminyltransferase activity. Gene Ontology annotation, biological process: protein O-linked glycosylation.